AUGUCUAUGAAAUCAAAUUCAGCAUUUCAACGUCUUCAAGCUGAAUAUCGUCGUUUAGCUAAAGAUCCAAUUCCAUAUUUAACAGCUCAACCAUUAUCAUCAAAUCUAUUAGAAUGGCGUUAUGUUGUACGAGGACCAAAUGAUACUCCUUAUGAAGGUGGAGUAUAUCAAGGAAAAAUUGUUUUUCCUGUUGAAUAUCCUUAUAAACCACCAAGUAUAUAUAUGUUAACACCUAAUGGAAGAUUUAAAACUAAUACAAGUUUAUGUUUAACAAUAACAUCAUUUCAUCCUGAUUCAUGGAAUCCAUCUUGGUCAAUAUCAUCAAUAUUAAAUGGUUUUUUAAGUUUUAUGUGCGAUACAAGUGCAACAUUUGGUAGUAUAGAAAGUACAUAUGCACAAAAACGUAAAUUUGCUUAUGAUUCAUUAUCAUAUAAUAUUCAAGAUUCAAUAUUUUGUGAAUUAUUUCCUGAUAUAACUGAUGAAAUAAAAAAAACUUUAGAUGAACGAACUGCUAAAUUAUCAACAAUAAAUUCUAAUUCUAAUUCUAAUAAUCAACAACAAUCUAUUUUAUCAUCAACAUCAAAUAGUGAUUCAUCAUCAACAUCAUGGUUUAAUAAUCUUAUUGGAAAUUUAAUGAUUCUUGCCUUAUUAGCUGUAUUUGCUAUUGUUGUUCGAUUUAUUCUUAAUUCAACAGCUGAAAUACAAUAA
Rotaria sp. Silwood1 is the source of this 708-nucleotide messenger RNA. Lineage: Eukaryota; Metazoa; Rotifera; Eurotatoria; Philodinida; Philodinidae. The record is from the annotation of a GenBank genome assembly.